AUGGGUGGUGCAGCAGCGACGGAGCCGCCUUCGGUCUCCCUAUCGUUCGCCAACAACUUCUGGGGCAAAGAUGACGCGGGCGUCGGUCCUAUGCUCGACCGCAUGCAUGCGGCCAAAGUCACCAACGACGAACUCAAGAACUUCUACGCAGCGCGAGCGGCCAUCGAAGAAGAAUACUCGCGGAAACUCCUAAAUCUAUCGCGAAAGCCCCUGGGAUCCUGCGAAACCGGCACACUACGACUGUCGUGCGAUGUCAUCCGAGCCGAGGUUGAGUCCAUGGGCAAGGCACACCAGAACAUAUCACAGCAGAUGAAGACGGAGCUAGAAGAGCCGCUAGCCGCUUUUGCAGGAGGAAUGAAGGAGCGAAGGAAGAUUGUUCAGAAUGGCAUCGAGAAGCUGCUCAAGCUGAAGAUGCAGCAGACGUCGACGGUCAACAAGGCACGCGACCGAUACGAGCAAGACUGUCUCAAGAUCAAGGGCUUCCUAGCGCAGGCGCACAUGGUCAUGGGACAUGAAGAGCGGAAGAACAAGGCAAAGCUUGAGAAGACACAAAUCAACCUAGCGACAACGAGCAGCGAAUACGAGGCCGCAGUCAAGGUGCUCGAACAGACCACAGGUAGGUGGAACAAAGACUGGAAAGCUGCUUGCGACAAGUUCCAGGAUCUCGAAGAGGAGCGCAUCGACUACACAAAGAGCAGUCUCUGGAACUUCGCCAACAUCGCCUCUACAGUAUGCGUCAGCGACGAUGCCUCGUGCGAGAAGAUGCGCUUGUCACUCGAAGACUGCGACGUAGAGAAGGACAUAUUCGGCUUCAUCAAGGAGUCUGGCACCGGCCAGGAGAUUCCCGACCCUCCCAAGUUCAUCAACUUCUGCAGGGGAGAUGCCGAAACCUCAUCAAUAGCUUCCGAGGAGGACGAGAACUACUCAGUCGCCCAAUUCGCUAGAACCUUGAAUCCAGCCUACCGCGCAUCGUCACCAGCGCCUUCCACAUUCUCUUCGCAUCAUGAUCCGAAUAACCCGCUAGUACGAGAGCUGGGCCUCCCGCAGGAAACACGCCCAAUAGCUUCUGACGACAUACUACCGCGACAGUCUAUAGACAGACCACGACAGUCAAUAGAUAUGCCGCGGCAAUCUGUAGACUCACUUCGACAGCCGGUUGAACCUCCGCCGCAGUUGAUGGACGAACCAGAGCAACGUAUGGAGUCUCCCCGACAACGUAUGGAAUCUCCUCGACCGCGCAUGGAGUCUCGUCAGUCUGUAGAAUCUCCUCGACCACGCAUGGAGUCUCGUCGACAGUCUGUGGAAUCUACCCGACAGCGUGCUGAACCCAGACAACAAGUCGACCCUCGAUACCAGCAAGUUGAGCCGCUGAGACAACGUGCUGAACAGCCAAGACAGCAUGUACAGCCUUUGAGGCAACAUGUUGAGCUACCAAGACAGCAACACCAUAUCGAACCUCUACGACAGCAUGUGGAGCCACCAAGGCAACCUGUAGAGCCACAACAAGCACCUCCCUCCCCUCGAGUGGCACGCGCAGUACAGCCAGAUCCCCGAUUGAUUCAGGCUCAGCAACAAGCUCGCGAACAGUAUCAGCAAAGCCAGGUUCCACACAACGACUUCCCUGCUGAUGGAAUGACACAGUUCUGCCGUAUUGAUGCGCCAUCUGACCGCAGCUCUGUUCCAAGUCCCGUCCGACCUGCUAGUAGGGAGGAUUCGCAGAGCGAAUAUUCGAACCCUACGUCGUUCUCUAGCAUUGAGGCGCCAAGUGGUUCCGCUUCACCUGGCAAGCCGAUGGCCCAGUCGCCAAUCGCUGAGCCUAGCCCUCCCGAAGAGCUCUCGUUUGCAAAGAAGAGAAGCUUCUUCAACAGUCCAUUCGCACGGAGAAAGAGUAAGCAUGAGGUAGAGCCUCCAGCAGCUCUUACUCCUGCCAAUCGCAAUCGCAAUACAUGGGCACCUCCCUCACGUAGGAACACAGAGGAGAACGUCAUCCCGACUAAGAGCUUUGCUAGUAGAGCACCUGCUACUCGGGCUAUACAGAAUCGUGCGCCCUCGCCCAGCCCAGAACCGGCUGAUCCUCGAGCCACCUUCCAGCUCAACGUUGGUAACAACGUUUUCGACGUAGCCACGCCAGACAAGAAGAAGCAGCAAGAGCAGGAAGCGGAGCCACAAGAGGAGCUUGAUCCAAUUGCGCAGGCCCUCGAAGAGUUGAGGGGUGUCACUAAACAGACGUCUGUUCGUCAGACAGAGGAUCGCAAACAGCCCGCUUCACGCCAGACUGCAGAUCGUUACAUGGGUCUCGCAACGCCUGCUCCUCCAGGUACACCCGGUGUCGGCUCAAGGCUUGCAGGUGUUGCGCCAACCCCUCUUUCUAACGUCGACCUGAACGCUGCGAAGCGAGGCACACCUCCACCAACAUACGACCAGCCACCGCGAGAGCAGCCGCGAGAGCAACCACGAGAGCAACUCCGAGAGCAACCCCGAGAGCAACCCCGCGAGCAACCACGCGAGCAACCACGCGAACAGCCGCCCAUGUCCCGCUUGGGUGCUCCUAAGCCAGCACAUACUUCGCGUGCAAUGCAGAAGACCACUCAGAUGUAUGUCAACCAGAAGGCGAACAUGUUCAACACUGGUCAGGCGUCUCGAUCCUCUAGCCGCAGUCCUACAAAGCAAGAACCCCCACGGACUGCUUCCCCUGCACAACCUCCUCGUGCUAUCAGUCCUCGGCCAACCAUCAAUACAACACAACAGGCGACUCAAAACUCAUACCGCUCAUCACCACAGCAAUCACAGCCUCAGUCGCCUUCAACAUACCAACCUGCGCAACGACAGCAACCACCAGCCGCGCAACCAGCACCAAGGGUGCAGCCACAAGCAACACAACCUGCGCCACGUCAACAACCUGCAGCUCAACCGGCACCAAGACCACAACAACAACCACAGCAGCAACCACAACAACAAGUCCCACGGCCCGCAUCAAGGCUGCAGCAGCAGCAACAGCAGCAAAGGGCACAACCGCAAGCCUCUCCGGCAACUUCAUUCAGCCGCACCGCAUCACCCAACCCAUAUGCGGCAUCGAAUGCUGGCGGUAGACCCAGAGCACAGACAACCACCGCUGCCGCCCAGGCUUAUGGUACACCUGUAGGACGCAACUCAUUUCAAUCAACCCGCGGCCCAUCUCCCAGUGUCAACCCCACGCCACGAACUGCAUCACCCCUGCCCCCACAACAGCCUCCUCAACCAGCCUACACACAAUCGCAAUCCCGCCCACAAUCCCGAGCAGCCCCUGGCCCUGCUUCCCGAGCCGCAAGCCCCAACCCUGCCUUCCGCCAAUCCCAAGAACGGCCCCCUAGUUCCCACAGCGGCAUGGACCUCGCUCUUUCAACCGCAGGUAGCGUGCGCGGCGACGGCAGUGUCUACGGCGGCAGUCAGUACGGAGGCAGUGUACGCGGGAGACCUGGGACUGCUAGUUCAGCGCGUCCUACGACGGCUAGUUCUGCUCGACCAGGGACUGCUAGUACGGCACGGCCUCAGAGCUCUUACAUGGGCGGUAGCGCAGGGAGUGAGUUUGGGUUCAGCGGUGCAAGCCAUGCUGGUUCUGUGAGGGCGGAGAGUAGAGCGAGGAGUAAGAGUUUGGCUGAGCCGAAGAAUUAUAAUAGUCAGGGAAGGCUGAUUUUGAACUACUCGCGCGCAAUGUACUCUUAUGCAGCACAGAUCCCAGAGGAAUUGGGGUUCCAAAAGGGAGAUAUUCUUGCUGUUCUGCGCUUGCAGGAUGAUGGGUGGUGGGAAGCUGAGCCUGUCGGUAACACUGGUCGACCUGGUCUUGUGCCUUCAAACUACUUGCAGCCGUGCUAA
Molecule: messenger RNA, 3852 nt
Organism: Alternaria atra
Lineage: Eukaryota; Fungi; Ascomycota; Dothideomycetes; Pleosporales; Pleosporaceae
Exons: 3
Coding region: 1-3852 (1283 amino acids)
Biological process (GO): cytoskeleton organization
Cellular component (GO): cytoplasmic side of plasma membrane; mitotic actomyosin contractile ring, proximal layer; cell division site
Molecular function (GO): phospholipid binding; protein binding
Source: RefSeq, a predicted model, not a curated record